AUGUAUCCAGGACAACAAUACUCACAGCAAAAUCAACAACAGCAAUCACAAAACCAACAAAACCAACAAAACCAACAAUUUCCAGGAGGAUUUGUUUUACCAACAUCAAAUCAACAACAAUAUUAUCCACCUCACGGCGGUUAUCCAGGGCCUCCAGGACAAUUGCCCCCAGGUGGCUAUACACCACCUUCAGGACCACCGCCUAGUGGUUAUACAUUACCACAAGGACCGCCGUCUGGUGGUUAUACACCACCUUCAAGUACUUCAGGACCUCAAUCCGAUAGCUAUUCAAGUCAACCAACUGGUAACUAUGUAACACCUCCAGGACCACCUUUAGGACCACCUCAAGGGCCACCUUCUGGAGUCUAUCCACCGCCACCAGGACCACCAACUGGUGGUUAUGCUCCACCUCCACAAAAUCAACAAUUUCAAGGUGGCUACAUGGUUACUCCACAAAGCGUAAGAUACAAUACUGGAGGACAUAAAAAAGCAUUACUUAUUGGAAUCAAUUAUUUUCACCAAGACGGCGAAUUGAGAGCUAAUAUGAAAAGAUUUUUAAUCGAAUCAUAUGGAUUUCAAGAAUCUGAUAUGGUGAUUUUAACCGAUGAUCAGCAAGACCAAACAAAGAUUCCAUAUAAAGCUAAUAUCCUAGAAGCAAUGAAAUGGCUUGUACGAGAUGCUCGACCAGGAGAUAUUGGUCAUGGAGGUCAAGUAAAAGAUACUGGUGGAGAUGAAGAGGAUGGAUUUGAUGAGACUAUCGUACCAGUCGAUUAUUCACAAAAUGGACAAAUAGAAAUGCAUGAAAUUAUGGUAAAGCCACUUCAAGAGGGUGUAAGAUUAUUUGGAAUUUUUGAUUCAUGUCAUUCUGGAUCAGCUCUUGAUUUACCAUAUACAUAUUCCACUCGUGGAUUGAUUAAAGCACCCAAGGCUCUUACUGAGGACAAAGAUGAACAGACGUCAGCAGAUGCUUAUGAGGAAGGAAGGAAUACCGGAGCCAUGUCUUAUGCUUUUAUCAAAGCGUAA
Molecule: messenger RNA, 1023 nt
Organism: Racocetra fulgida
Lineage: Eukaryota; Fungi; Glomeromycota; Glomeromycetes; Diversisporales; Gigasporaceae
Source: the annotation of a GenBank genome assembly